ACUUCGAGAAUUCCCAAGUGUUGGAAAAAAGCAGUACUGGUUGUCCGACAGUAACUCCCAUUACAUUUGAUGAUGUUGACGUAGCGGAAGCAGGUCCAUCAAAAGAAGUCUGGAGCAGCAGAAGUUGGACUUCAGUAACACAACAGGCAAAAAAAAAUGGGGCAGCAAAGAAAGCAAGGUCUGAUGUCCAGGGCCAACCACAGCAGGCUACCCCGCCACGAAGAUUAUCGACAGUAUGUUCGGGCCCCACACUCCAAAUGUUGGACACACCUCCAAGACGUGAACCACACUCCCCUCAGCUUGAUUGCAGAGCACAAAGGCAGGUGGCAGGACCUGCUGAAGAAGGACCCUCCCCUCUCAACCACCCUCCCCCAUCAAGCAACCUCCUCCCGCUCUCAAUAACCCGCCCCAUCAAUCAGCCUUCUCCUUGCCCUCUCAGCAACCCGCCCCCAUCAAUCAGCCUCCUCCUCUCAAUCACCCUCCCCAUCAAUCUGUCCCAUCCUCCACCUCUCAAGCACCCUCCCCCAUCAAUCUGUCCCCUUCUCCUCCUCUCAACCACCCUCCCCCCAUCAAUAUGUCCCCUUCUCCUCUCAACCACCCUCCUCCAUCAAUCUGUCCCCUCCUCCUGUCAACCACCUUCCCCCAAUCAAAACACCCUUGCCAUUCCCACACCCUCACAAUCGGAUCCUCCUUCCCCCAUCCAAGCUCCUACCCCCUUUCAAGGCCCUUCCCCAUCCAAGUUCCCGCCCCCUUUCAAGACCCUUCCACCAUCCAAACUACCACCCCCUUUCAAGACCCUUCCCCCAUCCAAACUCCGGCCUCCCCUUCUGAACUUGACAAUGAAGGAGAGUAGGCAGCUGCGGCCCCUGAUGGAGUUCAGGAUGAUUUGCCGGCGUUGGUGGAGAACGCUGUGGUUGGAGAUCCCAAUGAGGAAAUGCGGCGAGUGCUUGCCACCAUAGAGAGGAAUUGCCGGGGACUCGUGGAUGUCAUAAUUUUUUUGCAAAAAUGUUUUAAAUGAUUUAUUAUUUAAUAAAUACAGUUUAUUUGUUUUUGGUUGUUAAAA
Pseudophryne corroboree (corroboree frog) is the source of this 1063-nucleotide messenger RNA. RefSeq lists its product as uncharacterized. NCBI's taxonomy places the organism in Eukaryota, Metazoa, Chordata, Amphibia, Anura, Myobatrachidae. The coding region runs from base 258 to 959 and encodes 233 amino acids. The record is from RefSeq and is a predicted model, not a curated record. The transcript has 5 exons.